Molecule: messenger RNA, 6646 nt
Organism: Bacillus rossius redtenbacheri
Lineage: Eukaryota; Metazoa; Arthropoda; Insecta; Phasmatodea; Bacillidae
Product: U1 small nuclear ribonucleoprotein A-like
Exons: 9
Coding region: 27-1088 (353 amino acids)
Molecular function (GO): mRNA binding
Source: RefSeq, a predicted model, not a curated record
GGACAUUGUUCGUGAGCGGACUGCCUAUGGACGCCAAGCCGCGAGAGCUGUACCUGCUGUUCAGGGCGUACGAGGGGUACGAAGGUUCGUUACUGAAAGUUACCAGCAAGAACGGGAAGACUGCAUCGGUUGGGGUCGAUUGGAUGACACACCCCCACGGCUACUCACCUACGGUUUACACGAGCAGUCCAUUAGCUCAGCAUUACCACUGGCCGGGCUUAGAAGGAAGAGACCACAGGGAUGUUUUCGUUACGAAGCCAGUUGGAUUUGUGACUUUCAACACCAGAGCCGGCGCGGAGGCGGCCAAGCAAGACCUGCAGCAGGGCGUCAGGUUUGACCCGGACAUGCCCCAGACCAUCAGGCUGGAGUUUGCCAAAAGUAACACGAAGGUUAGCAAGCCCAAGCAAGCCGCCGCGAAUGCCGCCACCUCGCACCCGACUCUCAUGCACCCUCUCACUGGACACCUGGGUGCGCCCUUCUUCCCCGGCGCGCCCGAGCUGUGGCACCACCCGCUGGCCUACUCGACGGCCACCGACCUGCCCGCCGCGGCGCUGCAGCACGCGCUAGUGCACCCGGCGCUGCACCCGCAAGUCCCAAGCGACUGGUGGGCGAGCUGGGACCCGGGGGCAGCAGCGGUGACCGCCGCGACGCGUGUGUUGCAGCCGCCGCUGUCCAUACCGCACCCCGCGGCUGCCCUCACCACCAUCCACGCCUCGCUGCCGCACUUCCUGCCCUCGCCGGCGCUAGCGUCGCCCGUCGGCUCGUCCUCGUCGCAGCACGGCGUCCAAGCCGUCAACAACGCACCCUGCUCCACGCUAUUCGUCGCCAACCUGGGCCAGUUCGUGUCUGAGCACGAGCUCAAGGAGGUGUUCAGCAGUUUCCCUGGCUUCUGCCGCCUUCGCAUGCACGGGAAAGGUGGGUCCCCGGUGGCUUUCAUCGAGUACCACGAUGUGAGGUUUGCCGCCCAAGCCAUGAGCACCCUGCAAGGCUCCUUCCUGCUCUCCUCAGACCGCGGCGCCAUUCGUAUCGAGUACGCCAAAAGCAAAAUGGCAGAGGGACCCCGGGGAGAAGAAAAUGGACAGUCUUAAUUAUCCAUUCCUGCAGAUCAGCACCUGACACCGGCAAGCCCCAGUCAGGCGAACUGAGGCGACCACACGUCGCAACAGUCUCCUCAGCGGCGACUCAGCACAAACUUGUAUCUUGCCUGUGUGCAACAUCAAAUACUUUAGUAACCAUUUCUUUAGCUUGUUGGUUUCUUUGUUGAUCUGUUAGUCUGUUACUUUGCUGGCUAAAUAAAGAGUACAUUUUGUUCUAAGGGUGAUAAAAAAUAUUGAAAUAUAAAACUUGAACAAGAAUUUGGUUUUGUAAAGGGGAAGUAAAAUUAAAAUUAAUUUUACAUGCCCUGAUCCUCACGUUGAAGAUUUAUAAUUAUGUGUGGAUACAAAGGGUUCAUAAAAUCGACUUUGUUUCAAAAUUUUAAUGAGAGUAAUUACAAAAAUGGUUUUACUUAGUUGACAGAUGUGCAAAAAAUUUUCAGUAUAGUUGGGGUGAAGUUUGAAAUAUAAGAACUCUAAAAUAAUUGUGCAGGCUUGAAACCAAAGGUGCCCUAAGAGUUAUGUUUUAGAUUACUUAUUUAAAAUAAAGUAGUUAAAUAAAUAUACUGUUUAAACAGUGAUGCAUGUUCUGAAUAAUUUUUAAGUUUUUUGGGUACUGAAAAUAAAAAUUAACAAGUAUAAAUAUAUUGUAUCUGUAGAUUUUCAUGGCUGUUUGUGUGCAGAUUCCAGUAGACAAUCCUGGUAGAUUUAGUUUUCAAUUGACUGUGUACUACCUUAGCCACUGACACUGUAAAGCACAGUGAGUAACUGCGAGUUUUUAAACCUUUCAUCUGAGAAUAUUGGUAUCAUACUCCCAGUUUUGGAUAGUUAGUGUAAUUUAUCUAUUAUUCAUAGCAAUAAAUAUAAAGUUGUGUAUGUUACAUUAAAAGCAUGCAGAAGAAAGCAGGGUUUUCAUUUACAAAAUUUUAACAGUAUAUAUUAUGGUAGGUACUAAAGUCUAUAAUUAGCUUAUUGUUACAUUCACAAAACUGGUGUUUUACAUAAUUUCUAAAAGACAUACAACAUUCCAAAAAUGUUACAUAGUACCGUAAUGUAUCUUAAAAAGUUGGAUUCAAUAAGGUAAAAAUUAUUUUAAUAUAAAUAGAUACAUAACUUGAUAUUAAAUGAAAAAAUGUCUAUAAAUAACUUAAAUAUAAAUUAGUAGUAUACAUAAAAUUUAAUUUCACGAUGAGUUAAAAAAAUUAUCAAAAAUAAGCCAAAUGUAAUUUGUAAAAUAAAUUCACACUUACCAAUAUUUUACCACGCAGAAGCAUAUCUGAUUAUUCAUAUCAUGGCCUGCAUUGUUGUCCUACUUUCUUCUGUAACUGCAAAAUUUUAGGUGUAAGAUAAUUAAUCAGCGUAGGGUUACAGUAAUAAUACCAAGCCAAUGGAGCAUUAGUUUAGGCCGUUCGCCUUGUUUUUUUGGUUAUUGUGUGAUACAUUCUCCAUAUGUGGCUAGAUAUGAGGUGUAUACAUAAAUAUGUGGUAUAAGAACAGUCAUUCCAGUGACCACCUUUUAAAAGAUGACAAAAUAUUGUUCACAUUAGUUGUCUACAUUUCUAUAUGUUAAUAGUUACCUUUAAAGGAAUGAUACAGAAGACAUCAAAAAUAAUAAAUUAACCGUCAAAAAUUCAAAUAUCACACUAACUUUCAGUGUAAAGAAAGGAGUUCAGAAUUUUUUGAAAGGUGGUCAUUUUAAAAUCGAAAGGGACUAAGUACAGAAAUGUAUAAUAUUUCAAUGGCGUAAGAAAUGUACAUAAAUACGCGGUGGAAACCAAAGUUUAGAGUCGAUGCUGUAACUAUUGUUUGCCGUCGUCGGACAAUCCCACGCUCGCGUGGACAUAAGAGGCAAACGUUAACUUAACUACCAUACUGUACCAAAUACUGUAAUAUUGUUUGUGGCUUGUUUUUAGCCUGUUUAGCUGAUAAGCUUCAUGCCAUCUUAUGGUGUGUGAACAAAAAACAUGUAGAGUUAGUUUGUCAUGACGUUGCAAACUGGGAAUUAAAUUUCCUCUUUGUUAACAUAUUGUAGACUUUAAAAGCAUAAAAAAUUUUAAAAAAAUAUUUAUAGAAUCUUAUAAGUAGAUUUGCUUUAUAUGUAAGAAUUGAUGUGAUAUGAGUACCAAAUCUUUUGGUAGAUAAUUAUAUAUGAUAUAUAUUUGGGUUAUACCAUGGAGGCUCGAUUUGAUGAUAAAAAAUUUGUUAAGAAAAUUUAUUUUAAAAUAUGGGUAAAAUAAAUAGCUAUAUUUGAAUUAUUUGCUUAUGAUUAAACUUUACAGAAUCAUUUAAGUUUCUGUGUAUUUUUCUAUGAUUUUGACAAGAGACCAGAGACCUGAGUAGACACUCGCCUCGUCACUCAUAUCGAUCCUCCCAUGGUGUGCUCAUAUUGUAAGAAAAGGGCGGAUCUGCAGCACUGUGGGGAUUGUCACAAAAUGUUUGCAUGUAUAAAAUAACACAUUCAUACUGUAAAAAUAUCUGUGAAAUUGUACUUAAUUUAAACAAAAGUAGAUAAAGAUCACGGUUACAUUAUUUAAGUGACACACUAACUUUUGCAUAAUGUUGUGUAAGUGUAGCAAACCAAUGUACCGUUAUCCUUCUGCAAGUGAAUGUUGUCAUUUUGUAAGCAUUCAUUUGUUGUUCUCAAUAUAAACUCAUAAUUGUUUGUUUUGUCCAUGUAUAAAGAGAAUAUAUUACAACAAGCAUCGCAGAUACUUUUCCAAUUUCAUGCAUUUGUUAAGUCCAGCUGUGAAACACUUACUUGUAUGUACACGUGUGUUUUACUGGAAGAAGAAAUUUCCCAUGCAGUGCGGCAGAUCUGUACUGUAAAAUUUCCGUCCAUUGUUUGUCUUUUUAUCGAGAUAGACAAAACGCAGCUCAAUGCUACAGGGGUUUUGGUAGGGCAGGGAGGGGGCAAUCUGCCAACUUCUCUUCACAAGAGUGCAGAAACAAACAUAUCAGCUUAAUUAAUCAAGAAAAACAAUUAACUUUAAAAAUAUACCUGUUAUGCAAUCCGAACCUUUUGAUUGUCGUUGUAAAUGUAUUUGUUUUAGGAAUACAGUAGAUAUAUUUUAAGCAUGUAAACAUUUUUUUAAUAUGCUUGUAAAAUGGUUGCAUGAUUACAAAUUACUUUUAUUUUAAAAAAUUAAAUACUGUUUGAAUGGGGCUCAAAGUGUGAGGCAGAAACAAUUUUAUAUAUUAAAAAUUAAUACGGUAAGACUUUCUCCACAACAAUAAGUUGUAACAAAAUAUUUUCUAUUUCUAUUUUUCUGAUACCUACUACUUGUAAAAAUAAUAAAUGUCCCUGAAUGUUUGUCUGUGAUUAAGUUAAAUUGUUGAGUGAAAAUAUUUAAUUUCCAUUAUUACAAAAUCAAAAAUAAUAAAUUAUAACAAAGCUUGAAUAAUAUUUAUAACCAAAAAAUGUAAAAUUUUACAUAAACAAUAUAGUAGUUUCAGUUUUUUUUAAUAACUUCAGGCUACAUACCCUUAAAUUAAAAACAUUUAACUAUUUCAGUCCUUAAAAAAUUAGUGAAAACCAAAAUUACAUAUUUUGGCUUCAAGUCAUGUAAAUUUUUAUUAAUUUUCAUAAAAAAUUAUUACCUUUUAGGUAUAAUUUUUAAAACAUAUUUGAAAUGAAUUAACAUAUAUAAUAUAUUAUUUAAGGAUAUUUAUACGAUAUAACAUUAUAACAGGAUCCAAAUUAAUACAAUCUAGCCCAUUUGGCAGGAACAUUUAAAUAUAAGUUCAGUCAUUUUCGUAAUCUGACUAAAUGAUAUGUGUUUGCUAUGGUGCAAGAAGUAUCUAAUUAUAAGAUAAAACAGAUAUUACAUAGGAAAAAAAUGAAUAUUUGGAUCCUAUUCUAAAUGUAGUCAUUAUACAAAUUCAGAUGGAAGCUAUCACUAUGCAGAUAAUUGAGAAACAUGUUCCUGAUUUUAUAAUAUUAGUAAAAAUUCACCUUAGCAUUAUUGUAAUUUUGACUAGAUUUAUCCUUAUUUAUCCUUGAAUUGUUUAUGAUAAACUUUCUUCAACUUUUUUGUUUAAUUUUGUAAUGCCUCAAAUUAUAAAUAAUGUAGGCAAUGAUGAAGUGUGUACUUUCCUGUCAGGGUAAUUAUAACGUAAUUAAUGUAAUAAACUGUGGUUUGAGAAAAAAUUAUGUGUGAAUAUCAAACUGUUCUGUGCAUAGGCCUCUACAAAGUUAGCUUUAUAUUCUUUGCCUAGAACUAAUAUUGUGAUUUCUACGAAGCAAUGGUUGCCUUAUCGUGCUCGAGCUUUUAGAGGGCAACGUAUCUGCGUGGGUGUGUCUAUGGAAAUUAAAUUUUUUAUUGUUUAUGAUUAGUAAGAUUGAAUAUUUCUUGUAGAAUAUGUUUUUUAAUAAUUUUAAUUAUUAUUAGGUAAAUGUUAUAAAUAAUAAUUUUUAUUUCAUUUUUAAACUGCACAGCCAAAUAUGUAUGUAUGUUCUUUCUUCAUUUGGUCUAAACUGACGAUACACCCAUAUUUUAGUCAAGUAAUUGUUCAAAGUCUUACAGUGUUUUAAUUAUUUAUUUUUAAAUUCAUUUGUACUUUGUCUCAAAAUGAGCAGAAAUAAAGUAAAUGUUGUAACAAAAUUAAGAAAAAUAGGAAAAUAUUAUUUGUUAACUGAUUAUCUCCAUAGCAUCCCUGUCAAUAAAAAAACAGUUGUAAAUGUGCAUAUUAUACUGGCAUUUGUGUAACCAAUUUGAAUGAGAAUAAUUUUGUAAUUUCACAAUAGUAUUUCAAAAUGAACGAAUGGUAUGGAUGGAGUUUCUUACUUUAGCAAAUGUGUAAAUGAACCAUUGAUAAACUAUCAUGUUGUGUUGGGGUAUAUAGUUAUAGUUAAGGAAUCUACAAAAUUACUUUAAAAUAUGUUAUUUUAUAAUGUGCACACUAAGUUAAAGGAGUUUGAUUUCUCAAGUACCAUGUCCAAGUGUAUGUCAUAGUUUGAGCAUCACAGCUCUAAAAAAUAUUGUGAAAAGAAAAAAGUGUGGAAUGAAUGUUUGUACAAGUCUUUGAGCCCCUGCAAGUAACUUAGACCUCAGUCAUUGAUGUUAUUAUGCAGAAUACAUAUAAAUAUUUGUGGUUAGUGAAAUCUAGAUGCAGCAGCCAUAAUGUGAUAAUUAUCAAUGGAUGAAUAAGUUUUUUGAGAGAGUAAGUAAAAGAACUAGCCAUUCUCGCCUUCUCUAAGCAACCUGCAUUAGGACAAAGGUUAAAAAUAAAAAAAACACCACUUUCUAAACAUAUCAUGAUCUGUGCCCCUAUACAAGUGACUUUCUUAAAAGUCUUAGUAAGUAAUUGUUAAAAGAAACAGUGUUUGAUAUAUAUAAUGAUAAUACAAAGAAUUCUUUUUGUGAAAGCAAUGAGGAAGUUUACAGAGGAAUUUCCUAUGAUUAAUGUAAUUAUUGCUAUGUAUAACUACUUAUAUAUAUUUAUGGAUUUCCAAGUUUGUUACCACCAUGGUGAGGCAUACAGCUGUUUCAAAGCAGUGUACAUGUGUGUGCGUGUGCAUUAAAAGAAUUAUAAACAAACAGAAACUUCAAAAA